This is a messenger RNA of Penicillium roqueforti, 1299 nucleotides long. RefSeq names its product aspartate aminotransferase family protein. NCBI's taxonomy places the organism in Eukaryota, Fungi, Ascomycota, Eurotiomycetes, Eurotiales, Aspergillaceae. The record is from RefSeq and is a predicted model, not a curated record. Gene Ontology annotation, molecular function: pyridoxal phosphate binding; transaminase activity. The transcript is spliced from 2 exons. The coding region runs from base 1 to 1299 and encodes 432 amino acids.
AUGGACACAGCUCUCAACGACGCCGUGGCUCGAUUUAUCGAGCGCCACCCUGAAUCGCAACGCCUGCAUAAGCUCUCACUCGAAAGCUUACCGGGAGGAAAUACCCGCACUGUGCUGCACACAGCACCAUACCCAGUGUUCAUGCGCAAAGGCUCAGGCUCGGAAUUGUGGGAUGAAGAUGGAAACAAAUAUUAUGACUUCGUCGGCGAGUUAUCCGCCGGGCUAUAUGGACACUCUCACCCGACGCUGCAAAAGGUGUUGACAGAUACCAUUCAGAACGUCGGGCUGAGUCUGGGAGCGACGAAUGUCUACGAGCAGCGAUAUGCCUCGUUGCUGUGUGAGAGGUUUGGACUUGAACGGAUUCGAUUCACAAACUCCGGAACAGAAGCGAAUAUACACUGUCUUGCUGCCGCUAGGAAAUUCACCGGCCGGCGUAAGGUCAUCGUCUUCCGCGGUGCCUAUCAUGGUAGCGUGCUGUUCUUUGGAGACGGUAUCCCGGAAAACGACAUCGACCAGGCUGAUUGGGUACUACUGCAAUACAAUGAUCCCGAGGGUGUCCGGGAAGCGUUUUCCCAGAACAAUGACAUUGCCGCCGUUCUCCUGGAGGGGAUUCAGGGGUCUAGCGGGUACAUUUCUGCAUCCGACGAGUUCCUACGAACAAUCCGCGAGGAGAGCGAGAAAGCGGGCGCGGUAAUGAUUCUGGAUGAGGUGAUGACAUCUCGGCUGGCACCGGGAGGGCUGAAAGAUGUGCUCGGGAUUAAACCGGAUCUUAUCACUUUGGGCAAGUAUCUGGGUGGAGGUCUGCCAUUCGGGGCUUUCGGUGGCCGACGAGACAUUAUGGAUGUUUACAACCCUCUCACGCCCGGGGCUUUGAUGCACUCUGGCACAUUCCAGAAUAACACUCUGAUGUUGCACGCUGGGUAUGCGGGACUCUCUGAAGUGUAUACGGCUGAAGUUGUUCAAUCGCUCAAUACUCAAGGCGAUGACUUGCGUGAGCGCUUGCAGCGGGUCUUUGCUGGAUCUAAGUUCUGCGUUACUGGGCGGGGUUCUCUUAUGUGCGUUCAUGCCACUAAUACGGGAGUUCGCGCGGAGCAGAUCACUUGUCGAGAUGAUUUUAUUGGGGUUGAGGCUACGGAUCUCAAGCAGCUGUUCUGGUUGGAACUGGUGAAUGCAGGGUUCUGGGUGCAGAAUCGAGGAUCAAUUACCUUGAACAUCGCUAUGACUACCACCGCUCUCGAUGCGUUUGUUGAAGCCGUCGAGGAGUUUUGCAAGAGAUAUAAAUCCUUGGUUAUGGCUUAG